AUGAGUUUGGAUGGGGUUGUGGAUCGUUCGGAUCCUGAUAAUCAGCCGCUGAUACGCAUAGCACCUAGCCUUUGGACAGCUAUCCGCCGUGCUACUGCUGAUGGAUAUAAUCAAGCCAUCAAAUUCGUUGGAAAGCGGAUCCCUGCCACAGUCCAGACUGGUGCUCCAAUUGCUCCGAGUGUUGUUCAGAUUGAAGCCGAAAAAGAAGAUGCCGCAAUCGAAGCUGCCGCCGCAAUAUCUGAAGUUGCUGCAGCAAUUACUGAAGCACCUGUCACUGCUUCUACUGCCAUCAAGGCCCUUGCUGCGGUACCUGCACCUGUUGCCACCACCGAAGCCCCUGCCACUGCACAGGCACCCGCUACUGCCGCUGUCGAACCCCUUGCCACUGCACAGGCAACUGCUACUGCCGCUGUCAAAAUACCUGCCCACUCCUAUUACACAGGCACCUGCGGCUGUUGGCAUAGCACAAGCGCAUACCAAAGCCCAAAAGCAAGCAGCAGCGGAAGCCUCCAGAAAGUCUGCUGCAGAGGUCAGAAGGCAAGCUGA
Molecule: messenger RNA, 546 nt
Organism: Sphaeroforma arctica JP610
Lineage: Eukaryota; Ichthyosporea; Ichthyophonida
Exons: 1
Coding region: 1-546 (181 amino acids)
Source: RefSeq, a predicted model, not a curated record